Molecule: messenger RNA, 1178 nt
Organism: Wyeomyia smithii (pitcher-plant mosquito)
Lineage: Eukaryota; Metazoa; Arthropoda; Insecta; Diptera; Culicidae
Product: protein atonal-like
Exons: 1
Coding region: 67-831 (254 amino acids)
Molecular function (GO): protein dimerization activity
Source: RefSeq, a predicted model, not a curated record
UUUCGAAAAAUUUGAAGUGAGUUUGUGUUAUAAAGUUAUCUGGUGAUAAUCCUUAUCAAAACAAACAUGUCUACUGUCGACUUCAGUCGAGCCCAAUACUACUAUUACGGGCAAGAACCCACCAGUGUAAAUAUUAAAAUGGAGCAAUUAGAGCCCCAGAUGCACACCGAGGAUUACUACGGAGGCUUUCCUACAGCGGUCAACGGUCAAAGCUUAUCGGCCAUAUCAAGCAUGAUAGCACCACAAGGGUACGAAGCUUCAGCAAACUAUCCGGAUAAUUGGAUGACUCCAUCGCCCUCCAGUUUCGGAUCAGAAAGCCCGGAUUACUACUCGAUAAGCUCACCGGCCUUUAUUGAUGUUGAGGAGUGCAAGGAAAAUCUAUUGAAACAAGCCUCUUCACAACAAAUGCUUCCUCUGUCGCCAUCCCUCCUCACAUCGCCACCGAUCCUGACACCCACAAUCAAUCUUCCGGUUAAAAAACGUCGAUCUGCCAAAGCAAAACCAGCCUCGGUCGCCAUGGAGACACAAGCCACCCUCACCACAAAUCUAUCGUGCAGUACUCUGAUCUACUCCAAAACCGGAUCGAACACGUCUACUGCGGCAAGCGCCGUGGGUAAGCGGAAGCGGAAGCCUGUUUCGCUGCAAAUCAAGAAAAAGCGCCGCCUAGCUGCGAAUGCUCGCGAGCGGAAACGCAUGCAGAGUCUGAACGACGCGUUCGAUCGGUUGCGCCAAUAUCUGCCCAGUCUGGGCAACGACCGGCAACUGUCCAAACACGAAACCCUCCAGAUGGCGCAAACGUACAUAACGGCAUUGUGCGACCUGCUCCAGUAAGCAGCGCAUCGCAUCGCAUCGACAAUCGCUGAUGUCUAGACGAGUGUUAUUUAGUCAGUAGCUGAGUAGAAACGCCUUUCGACUCCGGACGGGGGCUGCAGUAUUUUAUUUUUUUCUAUGAAAGUAAUGUACAUUUUCGUUGUGCGAAAUUCGAGCGACAAAAUCAUGAGGCUUUAGCUGGGGACAAUGAAUAAGGAUACAUAUGUGGUCGAAUCGUGUCUUAUUUUUUUGUGUACUUUCAUUAUAUGUAAGGUAUCAAGAGUUUUCUUUAAAGUAGCAGUUAAGUUUGAGCGAAAUAGUUUAAAUUAUUGUACGAGCGAGAAACAGAAAAUGUUAUAAUAUGAAUU